Messenger RNA from Adineta steineri, 246 nucleotides. NCBI's taxonomy places the organism in Eukaryota, Metazoa, Rotifera, Eurotatoria, Adinetida, Adinetidae. The record is from the annotation of a GenBank genome assembly.
AUGGCAGUAUUAUUGCUGAAUAUUUCUGAUGCUUACAAACAAAAAACUUAUUCCAAUGAAAUCUUCCGAGCACGUCUGUUGGAUUUAUUAUCUGAAGCAAAACAACGUGGAUUAUUAAACGAAAAUUCAGAAGAAUCACAGGAAGAAAUACAAAAACGUAAAACAAAUUAUUUCGCAGAUGAUGAUAGUAAUGAACGAUCACAUGUUCGCCGUAAAAUCGUUGGUUUAUCUGAUGAUCCAAUUUAA